Messenger RNA from Mugil cephalus (flathead mullet), 1682 nucleotides. RefSeq names its product gap junction protein beta 1a (gene gjb1a). NCBI's taxonomy places the organism in Eukaryota, Metazoa, Chordata, Actinopteri, Mugiliformes, Mugilidae. The transcript is spliced from 2 exons. Bases 181 to 903 code for a protein of 240 amino acids. Gene Ontology annotation, cellular component: connexin complex. Gene Ontology annotation, biological process: cell communication. The record is from RefSeq and is a predicted model, not a curated record.
AUAUGACCUCCCCAGUGCAGGGCAGUGGCUAGUGUGAGAGAAAUCAUUAGCAAUGCAAAGUCAUGGUGCUCUGAUACUCUUGUUCACAGUCAUAGACUGGAAAAAAAAUCUGCUAAUGUCGACGUAAAUUUUCCUGGAUGUACUUGAUUCAAAGCUCCAGCUGAAGACCCGGAACCGAAGAUGAACUGGGCAUCAUUUUAUGCUGUCAUCAGCGGUGUGAACAGACACUCCACUGGCAUCGGUCGUAUCUGGCUCUCUGUCCUGUUCAUAUUCCGCAUCCUGGUCCUAGUGGUCGCAGCCGAGAGCGUGUGGGGCGACGAGAAGUCCGGCUUCACCUGCAACACCCAGCAACCGGGCUGCAACAGCGUCUGCUAUGACCACUUCUUCCCCAUCUCCCACAUCCGCCUCUGGGCGCUACAGCUCAUCCUCGUCUCCACUCCCGCCCUGCUCGUAGCCAUGCACGUGGCCCACCGCCGCCACGUUGACAAGAGGCUCUACAAACUGUCAGGGAAGACCAAUCCCAAAGACCUGGAGCAGAUAAAGACCCAGAAGAUGAAAAUCACAGGGGCCCUGUGGUGGACGUACGUCAUCAGCCUCUUGUUCCGCGUUAUCUUUGAAGUCAUCUUCAUGUAUUUGUUUUAUAUGAUCUACCCUGGUUACAAGAUGAUCAGGCUGGUGAAGUGUGACUCGUACCCCUGUCCCAACACGGUGGACUGCUUUGUGUCGAGGCCCACAGAGAAGACUGUCUUCACUGUGUUCAUGCUGGCCGUGUCCGGGGUUUGUAUUCUGCUCAACAUUGCAGAGGUGAUCUUCUUGGUGGGGAAGGCCUGCAGCAAGCAUUUGCACAAUGCUGGAGACUCGGCUAUGGGUGCUUGGAUCCAACAAAAGCUUUGCUUAUACUAACACACAUACAUUAAAACAGAUAGGGAUAUAAGUGACCAUUCAGGUAACAAUACUGAUUUCUUGUGGAAAAGGCUCAUUAAGCAUAUUCAUCACAAUAUGAUGCUGAGGGUUUACUCUGUGGUUUAUAAUCAGAGAGACAAGAAGCAUCCAGAACCGGUGUGGGAAACACAUUCUAUUCAGAAACCAUUUUUACACCUGCGUUUUUAAGUUUCAGAAUCUGAUCACUGACAUCAUCUCAGUAUUUGAAGGACAGCACUUUGUACUGACAUCAUUUAAUGGUUUGAGGUUUGGCUGACUAAAGAUGAAUUAAGCAACAUUUCAUGAAGCAACUUUCCAGCUGACCACGUUGUAGCGUUCUGCUGUCGAGGAUUUGUUUCCGCUUUUGAUCUUGAAAAUAUUAAAUUAUGAAAGGUGAUUUCUGCCUCAUGCUAUUUUAAAUCAUCAGACUGUAUCAGAAGAGUGUGUCACCGUGGUGAAACCUAAUAAAUAAUAUCCCAUCAUCUAUGUCAAAUAUAAUCACACACUCUGUGUCUUUAAGACUAGCUUGAAUUGAAUCUAAUGGACUGGAGGAUUGGUUCCUUUUCUACAGCUGUUACUGGUGAGACGUUGCACUAAUACAUGUAAACAGAGUUUGCUUUAUGCACAUUCUACAACAACCCAAACUUGAACUUUUUCUCUGAAGUUUACUAAACUAAUCAUUACCAUUUAAAUGUGUUGAUUUUGAAGCUGGAUGUUUAUAUCUUGUCUGUAUACUACAAUUAAAAUCAACAAGAAUUUGU